UAUUAGUGUGACCUUAAGCAUUAUUAUUUUCACGUGUGGCACGCAAACGAGCCAAAAAACCAAGCGCCUAUUUAAACAAACAAAUCACACGCCCAGCAGAGAGAGCAGCCGGUGACCACCGGUAACGGGAGUAGCUGCAGUUAAUCCGACAGGCCCAACAAAUUCGCCCGCUAAUUGGCGGCGUUUCUCUAGUCGGAACAACAAGAAGAAGAAGCACGUGUGCGGCGUGCCAAAGAAAAAAGGAAAAUAAACAAGGAGGCCAGGCCAAGGAGCAUAAGCAGAAUCCGCAUCCGGAGGACAUGGUGCCCAUCGGAGCCGUGCACGGCGGCCAUCCCGGCGUAGUGCAUCCGCCACAGCAACCACUGCCCACGGCGCCCAGCGGCCCAAACUCGCUGCAGCCGAACUCGGUGGGCCAGCCGGGGGCCACCACCUCCUCGAACAGCAGCGCCUCCAACAAGAGCUCGCUAUCCGUCAAGCCCAACUACACGCUCAAGUUCACGCUGGCCGGGCACACCAAGGCGGUGUCGGCGGUCAAGUUCAGUCCGAAUGGCGAGUGGCUGGCCAGCUCCUCCGCUGAUAAACUAAUCAAAAUCUGGGGAGCAUACGAUGGCAAGUUCGAGAAGACCAUUUCGGGCCACAAGCUGGGCAUCAGCGAUGUGGCCUGGAGCUCAGACUCGCGACUCCUCGUGAGCGGCAGUGAUGACAAGACGCUCAAGGUCUGGGAGCUGAGCACCGGGAAGAGCUUGAAAACUCUGAAGGGCCACAGCAACUAUGUGUUCUGCUGCAACUUUAAUCCGCAGUCCAAUCUGAUCGUCUCCGGCAGCUUCGACGAGAGCGUUCGCAUAUGGGAUGUGCGCACCGGCAAGUGUCUGAAGACUCUACCCGCCCAUUCCGAUCCCGUUUCGGCGGUACAUUUCAAUCGCGACGGAUCGCUGAUCGUGAGCAGCAGCUACGACGGCCUCUGUCGCAUAUGGGACACGGCCAGUGGACAGUGCUUGAAAACCCUGAUCGACGACGACAAUCCGCCCGUCAGCUUUGUAAAGUUCUCGCCCAAUGGCAAGUACAUUUUGGCCGCCACGCUGGAUAAUACGCUCAAGUUGUGGGACUACUCGAAGGGCAAGUGCCUGAAGACGUAUACGGGUCACAAGAAUGAGAAGUACUGCAUAUUCGCCAACUUCUCGGUGACGGGAGGAAAGUGGAUCGUGAGUGGCAGCGAGGACAACAUGGUCUACAUUUGGAAUCUGCAGAGCAAGGAGGUGGUGCAAAAGCUGCAGGGACACACCGAUACCGUUCUGUGCACCGCCUGCCAUCCCACGGAGAACAUCAUUGCUUCCGCGGCGCUCGAGAACGACAAGACCAUCAAGCUGUGGAAGUCGGAUACAUAGAGUGGCUGGUAUCCAGCUGGAGGACGUUCGAUCGGAACACACACAUACAUUUCUUGGAUAAUAUUAUUUUAAAGCGAACAGCCUAAUCGUAAUUGUAACACCCCCACACCCCCCCACCACGAGCCCCCUUUUUUUUUUGUACGCAUAAUUUAAAAAAGAAAAGGAACUCUAAAAUUCUACGUUUAAAUCACACUUUAAACCUCACAUUCUACGGCAAAACGGAAAAAUUACAAACAAACAAACAAAAACAAAAAAAAAAAACAACAAAAAGUGAAAACAAAAAAAACGAUUAAUGUAUAAAUAUUUAUUAGCCUAUUGUAUUGGCCCACCAUGCAAGCGAGAAUAUUCCCCCAAAAUUGUUUGUAACCUUUGACACAGCCACGCAAACCAACAUAACUUAUAAUGAUCUUUCGGUGACGAGAAAACUAAAUUUAAGCGUAAAAGAUACAACAGGUGCUCGGGGCAGAAUCCCAGCGCCAGAAAGAAUAUAUAUAAAAUACGAAAUGUAAAUUUUGAAUAAAAGAAAACACCGUCUCGGCGGCGCCCAAGUGUCCUUUCAACUUGCGCGCUUUUCGAGGCGAGACACUU
Drosophila melanogaster (fruit fly) is the source of this 1973-nucleotide messenger RNA. It is a transcript of the gene wds, whose product is annotated as will die slowly. Lineage: Eukaryota; Metazoa; Arthropoda; Insecta; Diptera; Drosophilidae. Gene Ontology annotation, cellular component: histone methyltransferase complex; nucleus. The transcript is spliced from 3 exons. Bases 300 to 1385 code for a protein of 361 amino acids. The record is from RefSeq and is marked reviewed.